Thermothielavioides terrestris NRRL 8126 is the source of this 741-nucleotide messenger RNA. RefSeq lists its product as uncharacterized. The transcript has a single exon. Lineage: Eukaryota; Fungi; Ascomycota; Sordariomycetes; Sordariales; Chaetomiaceae. Bases 1 to 741 code for a protein of 246 amino acids. The record is from RefSeq and is a predicted model, not a curated record.
AUGCCGCGGUGCCUGCGAUACAACGACGAUGCCACGGUGCCAGCGAUGCCCGCGGUACCUGCGAUACAACGACGAUGCCGCGGUGCCAGCGAUACAGCUACGAUGCCGCGGUGCCUACGAUACAACGACGAUGCCGCGGUGCUAGCGAUACAGCCACAAUGCCGCGGUGCCUACGAUACAACGACGAUGCCGCAGUGCCAGCGAUACAGCCACGAUGCCACGGUGCCUGCGAUACAACGACGAUGCCACGGUGCCAGCGAUGCCCGCGGUGCCUGCGAUACAACGACGAUGCCGCGGUGCCAGCGAUACAGCCACGAUGCCGCGGUGCCUGCGAUACAACGACGAUGCCGCGGUGCUAGCGAUACAGCCACAAUGCCGCGGUGCCAGCGAUACAGCCACGAUGCCGCGGUGCCAGCGAUACAGCCACGAUGCCGCGGUGCUAGCGAUGCCCGCGGUGCCUGCGAUACAGCCACAAUGCCGCGGUGCCAGCGAUGCCCGCGGUGCCUACGAUACAACGACGAUGCCGCGGUGCCAGCGAUGCCCGCGGUGCCUGCGAUACAACGACGAUGCCGCGGUGCCAGCGAUACAGCCACAAUGCCACGGUGCCAGCGAUACAGCCACGAUGCCACGGUGCCAGCGAUACAGCCACGAUGCCGCGAUGCUAGCGAUGCCCGCGAUGCCCGCGAUGCCCGCGAUGCCCGCGGUGCCAGCGAUACAGUCAUGAUGCCGCGGUGCCAGUGA